Messenger RNA from Oncorhynchus kisutch (coho salmon), 3611 nucleotides. It is a transcript of the gene syt13, whose product is annotated as synaptotagmin XIII. The transcript is spliced from 6 exons. Bases 531 to 1796 code for a protein of 421 amino acids. Gene Ontology annotation, molecular function: SNARE binding; phosphatidylserine binding; calcium-dependent phospholipid binding. Gene Ontology annotation, cellular component: exocytic vesicle; axon; plasma membrane. The record is from RefSeq and is a predicted model, not a curated record. NCBI's taxonomy places the organism in Eukaryota, Metazoa, Chordata, Actinopteri, Salmoniformes, Salmonidae. Gene Ontology annotation, biological process: synaptic vesicle endocytosis; calcium ion-regulated exocytosis of neurotransmitter.
GAUGCCAGACAUGGAUGGAUCUGAGGGCAACAGGAAAGUGGUAGUGAGGAAGACAAGGAAGGAAGAGAAAGGAACAUAGAGCUAAAGAGCACAAAGAGACAGAGAAGGGAAGCAUCAAUGAAACAUACAUAUUCUGUCCUAACCAGCUAGCAGCCAGCCAGCCUCUACCCUCCCACUCCUUUCUCUCCCUUUGUCUUUUCUCAUCCCUCCUCUCACUGAAUAUAUGCAAGUAGACAAGGCGGACUUCCUCUCUCUCAUGCUGUUCUCUUCUGCAGACAGGAACAUUAUCCCUCUGUCUCUGGAUGAGGGAACUGCAUACUGAAAGUGCUUGCAACCAACUGCUGGGACCCGAAUGAAGUGCAGCCUGUCUCCUGAAAAAUCGUCCUAUUUUUGUGGGACAUUUGCUGCAGACUAACCAAUCAGCAUCUCCGCAUCUUUAUUUGUAAUGCUGCCUGAAGAGUAACUUGGACAUAUUUAGCUUCCUUUCUUCUUCCUCUUUAUUUUCUCCUGUGUUGCUCUUGUUGACCAGCAUGAUUUUCACCACAGCUGCUGUCCUUGGUGCCACGCUGGGCACUGCGUCAGGCAUCCUCACUCUCUGUGGGCUCUCACUGAUCUGCAGGUCCUGUAAGAAAGGCAAGCUGGAAAGUGGUGAAGAUGCAGACCCAGAGAAGGCUAAACCCAGUGUUCUGCACUCCUCACAGCAGUUCAGUGUGGAAAAAUCCACAGAGCCCAUCCAACCAAGGACAUUGUUGAAAUUUCCCAAAAUAUACAAGCCCAAACCGUCUGUGACCUCAUCUGAGGUCAUCAGCUACCCUGAUCAUGCUUCAGAGAAGGGGGGCGAACCCUCUCCCGAGGGACCCUCGACUGAGCCUGAUGCUGGUAACCAAGCAACGGACAGCUCUGACACAUUCACGAUCCUCAGACAAGACUCAAAGGACGAAACCCCCUGUGCCAGGGAUCUUACCAAUGGGAUGACAACAAGCAGCUCCAUCUUCCACCCUAAGCUGCAUUUCUCUCUCACCUAUUAUACUGACCAGAACGAGCUACAUAUCACCGUGAUAGAAGCGGAGCAUUUGUGUGUGGGGUCGGGCUGUGAGGGCUAUGUGGCCGGAGUCCUGACCUUUGCAGCAGGACAGAGGGAGGCCCAGACCUCGUCGCGACGCCUGACCAGCCACACCCGCUGGGAGGAAGGAUUGGUGUUCUCCCUGCCAGGAGGGUAUGAGGUGGAGGGCGAAGUGGCUCUCUCCCUGCACAGUUGUGACCGCUUCUCUCAGAACACCAACCUCGGCGUUAUGAGGUUCAAGCUGGUUGAUGUGGGCAUGAUGUCCAACGCAGACUGCUGGGUCGACCUUCAACCACCAAAACAGCAGGAUGUCCAGUCAGCGGGAGAGCUCCUGCUGUCCAUAAGUUACCUGCCUGCAGCCAACCGGCUGGGAGUAGUGGUGAUGAAGGCUAGAGGACUACAGUCGGACAAGCUGAAGGACUCCAUAGACCUGUCUGUGAAACUGGCCCUGAAGCACCAGACUACCAAGCUGAAGAAGAAGCAGACGCGACGGGUCAAGCACAAGAUGAACCCAGUGUGGAAUGAGAUGAUGAUGCUGGAGGUUCCCCGCGAGCUGCUAUCUAAAUCCAGUCUGGACUUGGAGGUUUUGAAUCAGGCAGGUCCUGGUGAGCAGGAGUCCCUGGGCCGCUGUCAGCUGGGUUUACAUGCCUCUAAUACUGGCCUCCAACACUGGCAGCAGAUGCUAGACAACCCCCGUAAGCAGAUCGCCAUGUGGCACCCAUUGUAUGACUAAGAUAACCACCUGUCCGCUUUGCCAUUCCAAAUACCCAAAUAGUAUACCACACAUAAAAACAAGGCUGGACUGAGUAAUUCCGGAUCCUGCCUUCCUGGAUCAGGAUUUAAGAGCCUAAAUCUAUGUAUCCACUUAUAUGGAAAUGGAAAUAUAUAUAUAUAUAUAUAUAUAUAUAUAUAUGGAAAUGAUAUGGAAAUGAUCCCAUUGCCUGCCAUUAUUUAUCCCACAGCAGCCUAUAACAUGUCAGCAAUAGUAUACACCGAACUGACAUAUCACUGGAUAUCACAGAAUUUCCCAAGAUUUCCAACUAUGAACACAUUUAAUAUAUUCAACGAAACUCAUCAAUGCAAUGUAAUACUUGUAGUACCUAUACUUAACCACCUCUAUGAUCUGUUUCUAUAGCUGAACAGAAUACACAUGAUAAGUAAUGUCUGUGUUUCUGUGGUAUGGGGGAUUAUGUGUAUGGUAUGUAAUGAUAUGAUUAACACAAGUGAAUUAUUCUACAGUAGAGCUGUCAUUGUAUUUGUAAAGUGAUGUAUUCACACACUUGGAAAGCAAUGGAGAAAAUGCGCCGAGCAGAAAGUAAAAAGCCUGCCAAUAUUGAAUGGAUCGGAGAUUCAAAAGCCCUGUGAUGGAAUUACAGGCGACUAUACGUUUUAAAGUUGAACUCAUUACACAGGGUCUUAAAACGGCAGCUAAAGUUAUAGAAAUUAUGGAUAAAAAAAAUCAUGCAGUGUUUAUUCAGGUAAUAUACGGUAUUUGUCAUUUUUAUGAAUAUGCGCAGCUGUAUUUUAUCUUUGGAGAAUACGAGAGUUGUUACACAUGUUAUAUUCAAAGUAGUUCAAUACAACUAUCAACUUAUCCCAUUUUCACACCUGUUUCCAUUCAACCCACUUUGCUUCAGUUAUUAUGUACAAAAGGUAUUUUUCUCCCGUGUAGUUUUGCUUGUACGUAGCUUUUGUCAAGUGAAGUGCUAUAGACUGAGCCAGUGAGAAACAUACUGUGUCAUUUGAAACUUUACAUACGGACACACGACAUGUGUGUGAAAAUAAAAAAAGCUACCUGCACGAUCUUCGAAAUAUGUAAUGCCAAAUGCCAAAUGCCACUACCGUUAUCAUGCUGAGAUGAAGUUACACAUUAAUAUCACCCAUCCAAGCCAUUUCACAAAAAAACUAAGAUUUACUGUAACAGACCGGGAUAUAAUCAAACUAUGGCUAGUUCACAUGCACGUGUUGUAUUUACAAGAACACUGGUAAUACUGUAUGCUGAGUUGUUUGUUGUUGUUGUAAAUCAUGUCACUCUUCAAGUGCAACAAGGGAUUCAUCUCUCUCAAUACACCUACGUAAAUCCUAUUCACAGUACGUAGCCUACUCCUUGACUCACAAUCACAGGCUUGUAUUUUCUGCUGAAAAAAAAAUGUGUUGCAGUUUCCAUUUUAAAACAAAUGUAUAUUUUUUUUGAUGAAAUUAUUUCAACAAAUGUCUUAUUUUGUGUGCUUAUUGUACUUAGGCCUUAGGUCAUCAUUUGUAGAUAUUAGUCAUUUUUUAAAGACAUAUCUUCAUGAGACUGAUUGAUCAUUUGCCAGAUUGCUUUAGGAUGCCAUGGCCAUUAUAUUCCUGCCUAUUUGUUAAGAUAUGAACAAUCUACUGUGUAAGUAGUGCAACCAUUAUGCAUGCGAUGGUGUGCAAAGCGCAUACACUUUAUAGCCCUAAACAACAGCACUUCCAACUAAUGAUGUAGCUACAUUGUUAUGUAAAAUAACUGGUGCAGAUGCAGUGGUUGGAUAUAAAGCUACAAUAAAUCAUCCAGCAUUUC